Molecule: messenger RNA, 357 nt
Organism: Lactuca sativa (garden lettuce)
Lineage: Eukaryota; Viridiplantae; Streptophyta; Magnoliopsida; Asterales; Asteraceae
Source: RefSeq, a predicted model, not a curated record
AUGACAAAAAGACAAAAUCAAGAUAGAAGCCAAGAGGGUAUUUUGGAGAAAACUGUCAAUACAACAAGGAAAGAUUGGAGUACUCGUCUUGAUGAUGCCUUGUGGGCAUAUCGUACAACAUUCAAAACUCCAAUUGGGAUGUCUCCAUACUGCAUUGAUUUUGGAAAGCCAUGUCGAUUAUCCGUUGAGUUGGAGCAUAGAGCCUAUUGGGCAGUCAAGCAAUUCAAUAUGGAUUUAAAUGAAUCGAGAAAGAAGAGGAAGCUUGGCAUUCAAGAGCUUGAGGAGAUCCGCAAUGAAGCAUAUGAAAAUGAAGUUCCUUUUACAAAGAAAAGACGAAAGCAUACCAUGACAAGAUGA